This is a messenger RNA of Helianthus annuus (common sunflower), 1304 nucleotides long. RefSeq names its product temperature-induced lipocalin-1. The coding region runs from base 244 to 798 and encodes 184 amino acids. NCBI's taxonomy places the organism in Eukaryota, Viridiplantae, Streptophyta, Magnoliopsida, Asterales, Asteraceae. The record is from RefSeq and is a predicted model, not a curated record. The transcript is spliced from 2 exons.
UUUUUUUUCUUAAGAAACACUUGUAAUUGUAAUUCAAAAUAAUGAUAAUGAUAAUGAUACACCAUUCUAGAAUGAUAGAUACAAACAAAACAUUCCCUUUAACACGUAUAAGGCUAUCAAUUCUCCAUGUCAUGACCCUUAUCAAAAACCUUCAAUAAUUAUAUAAUCCAUUGAAUCUUUUCCCCUUCUACUCAUCUUCUUCUUAUUCAUAAACUAGAAAAACACACAUUGAGCUUUAAAACCAUGGCAAAGAAAGAGAUGGAAGUUGUAAGGAGCAUAGACUUAAAACGAUACAUGGGCAGAUGGUACGAAAUAGCUUCUUUUUCAUCAUUUUUUCAGCCCAGAAACGGAGAAAACACAAGGGCUACAUACACGUUGAAUGAAGAUGGUAGUGUUCAUGUCUUAAAGGAGACUUGGAGUAAUGACAAGAGAGAUUACAUUGAAGGGACUGCUUAUAAAGUUGACCCCAAGAGUGAUGAAGCCAAACUAAAGGUCAAAUUCUAUGUGCCUCUAUUUUUGCCCAUCAUACCUGUUGUGGGAGAUUACUGGGCAUUGUAUCUUGAUGAAGAUUAUACGUAUGCUCUGAUUGGUGAACCUCGACGGAAGUAUCUAUUGAUACUAUGCAGGAAAACCCAUCUUGAUGAGGAUAUAUAUAAUCAGCUGGUUGAGAAGGCGAAGGAAGAAGGGUAUGAUGUGAGCAAACUAAAGAGGACACCACAAGCAGAUCCACUGCCUGCUGAAAAUGGAGGAACCGAUACUAGAGGGGUUUGGUGGAUUAAAUCGCUUUUCAGAAAAUAGCCGAGAGUGUUGGUGUCGCUUAGUGUGGAGUGAAGAGUAUGCGUUUGUGUAAGAUUUUUGGGAAAUAGCCGGGAGUGUUGGUUUUGCAUAGUGUGGAGUGAAGUGGAGUGUAAAUUUAAAAUAAAAAAGUAUGUAAACAAGAAAAUAUAUAUUAUUAUUAUAAAAAUAAAAUUACUAUUCAUGAAUAAGGAAACUAUAUAUAUUAUUAUAAGAAUUAAACUACUAUUCAUACUCACUUUCAAAUUAUAAAUAUAUUAAAGAAAUAUAAUUUGUUAUAAUAUGUAGGAUCGUGUACGUGGUAGCGGGUGUGACGAUGUUGAGGUCAUGAAAACGACUUUAAAAAAUUACCAAUCAAAAUAUUCGAGUGGUUUUCAUCAUGUUGGGUCAAGAAAGUAGUAGUUCGGGCCAGAAAAGAAAGACAUCAGAUUCGGGUAAUGUUAGGAUCCGAGAUUGAUAUUGUUGUAAAAGUUUUAAAGAAAUCAAUGGAAGAAGAUAGUUUAAAUGAA